This is a messenger RNA of Ceutorhynchus assimilis (cabbage seed weevil), 2657 nucleotides long. The record is from the annotation of a GenBank genome assembly. NCBI's taxonomy places the organism in Eukaryota, Metazoa, Arthropoda, Insecta, Coleoptera, Curculionidae.
CUUUGAAAGGCCGACAUAAUUUUAUUAAAAAGUUGCUUACCUACCUAUAAACAUAGGUGCGCAACUGACAAUAAAGUACUGGCACAUCUCUGUCUGGCAUUGACAAAAAUAAGACAUUUUUAUUUCCAAAUAAGUACUUUUUGAAUUAUUUUAGGAUAAAUUGUUGCAAACCUGGUAUUUCUCUUUUACCUACAGUGUCAUGGCAUGCAAACUAAUAUGGACAAAUUGGAAAAUGUAUUGGAAAACAAUUUUCGUCAUAGUCUACCCGCUAGUUUUGUUACCAGUGUUUUUGCUGAGCAACACCAGCGCAUAUCGUUGCUUGUACAUUGUCCUUAUUAUGGCUGGAUACUGGGUAUGUGAAGCUUUACCUCUGGCCAUAACCGCUUUGAUACCCAUGGUAUUAUUCCCCCUGAUGGGUGUAUUGGAUUCGGACAAAACGUCGAUAUGUUAUUUCAAAGAAACGAAUAUGAUGUUUGUCGGUGGUUUGAUCAUAGCCGUUGCAGUGGAACAUUGUAAUUUGCACAGGAGAAUGGCGUUGCAUGUUAUUAAAAUAGUCGGUUGCAGUCCUAGAAAACUGAACAUAGGCCUAGCAACAGUGACAAUGAUGGUAUCCAUGUGGAUAUCGAAUACGGCGGCGACGGCAAUGAUGAUACCGAUUGUCGAAGCCACCUUGAUGGAACUGGAAGCUCAGGGCGUGGGGAAAAUGUGGGAACCUUUGCCAGAAGAGGACGCAGAAGCCGCUCCGAAAACCGCCGAAGCUAAAGAGGAGGAAUGGCAAAAACAGAGAAAACCUACCAACGCUACAAUGUGUUAUUUUAUGUCUACUGCUUAUGCGGCUUGCAUUGGUGGUAAUGGUUGCAUCAUUGGAAGUGGGACGAAUUUGACUCUCAAAGGUAUCUACGAAAGUAGGUUUCAAGAUAGUCCAGGGGUAGGAUUUGUAGAAUGGCUGUUUCUCAACGUACCCAUGAUGUUAAUCAUGUUGUAUCUUUCGAUACUGUGGCUGCAAGUUUGGUUUAUGGGACUUUUCAGGCCAAAGUCCGAAGACGCAAAGAGCAUCAACUUAGGUAGAGAAGGAGAACUUGCAGCCAAGCAAGUAAUCCAUAACAAGCUUGUAGAAAUGGGACCGAUGACAUUCCAUGAAAAAGCGGUGGGAUUUUGUUUCAUACUUGUAGUGCUCCUAUGGUUUUUUAGAAAACCGCAAUUGAUACCAGGAUGGGCGGAAAUGAUAACAGACCAUAAAGUGAAAGAUGCCACCGCUGCAAUGAUCGUUGUGUUCAUAUUGUUUAUUAUUCCUUCAAAGCCAGAAUUUAUUUAUAUGUUCAGUAAAAAUGAAGAGAAAAGACCAAAAAAAGCGUCUGAAGGACUUAUCACCUGGAAGAUAAUCCAACAAAGAAUCCCAUGGGGUCUCGUAUUCCUUCUUGGAGGAGGCUUUGCAGUAGCCGACGCUUCGAAAGCUAGUGGAAUGAGCAAACUUUUGGGAGAUACUUUGGUAAAAGUAACCGAAUUGCCUAAAAUUUACGUAAUGAUGGUGACUUGUACGUUCGCAGCUUUCAUAACACAAUUCACCGGCAGCAAUGUUGCGGUGGCUAAUGUCAUAUUGCCUGUGUUAUCCGAAAUGGCUGUGACAGCAAAAAUUCAUCCAAUGUUCCUUAUGAUGCCAGCUACCUUAAGCUGUUCCUUUUCCUAUUGUUUGCCAGUUUCGACACCACCGAUGGCCAUAACAGCCGAUGCCUGCAACAUGUCGUCUUCGAAGAUGUUCAAGUGUGGCACAGGUGUCGUUAUAAUAUCGUUAGCGACGUUAUUUGCCGUAUUUCCAUUUUUGGGGCCGCUCAUAUGGAAUCUGGAAGAGUUUCCAGAUUGGGCAGCUUAAAAUCGAUUUUGAUAAGUUUGAAUUAUCAAUACAAAUUUAUUUUUGCAAUAAUUGAAUAUUUAUUACAAAUAUAAAAUGCCUCCUUAUAAACUAAAGAAAAAUAAUUUACCUAAAAAAUAUAAAUAAAUCAUUGACUACAGUAUCUUUAUUGAGAUGGUGCGAGAGCAGUAUAAUAAAGGCAGGACAAAAAUACGAUGUUUUUUUUUCUUAAACAAACACCCUGUAUCUUGUUGUAAAUUCGGCUUUUCUAUGCCCUAUAAAUUAUGUAAACAAACUACCAGAAAAUUAAUGGUAAAAAUUUUAUAAUAAUUACAUAAAUAUAAAGUUUAGUCGCAAAAAGGAACUGAUUGAGAAAUGCACAGUAUAAUUUUCUAAAAUUCAAAUGCAUUGGAUUGAAAAUAAUCCAACAAUAAAUUAAAUCAUAUACAAUAUACAUUCACUCAAUUAAAAAAAAAAUCACAAUUCAAUAAUAAUUUCCUUAAAAUUAUAGUUCAGUGUGUUUUGGUUUAAGUUCUUCUAUCCUUUUCAAAUAUUCGCUCUUUUCGAUGCAGCCUUCGCACUCUUCGCCCCAAUCGUUGAGGAUCUUUUUCAAAUCCCUGACUUUGAGUUUUUUGAGGUCGACGGUGUUGAGGUCGAUUUGCACGUCGUAUCUGAGUUCGCAGAUUUGGGCGUCCUUUUUCUUCAAUUUUUCGCAGAUUUUAUCCGACGGGAGAGACCACGUUAUCGGUUUGGACAUUUCUCCUAGGAUGCCGGUAGCCGAUUCUGCCAAACCACCAAGAUAGUAACA